Ricinus communis (castor bean) is the source of this 2144-nucleotide messenger RNA. RefSeq lists its product as uncharacterized. The transcript is spliced from 4 exons. NCBI's taxonomy places the organism in Eukaryota, Viridiplantae, Streptophyta, Magnoliopsida, Malpighiales, Euphorbiaceae. The record is from RefSeq and is a predicted model, not a curated record. Bases 97 to 1842 code for a protein of 581 amino acids.
UUAUAUUUUCCUUUUUGUACUUCUGACCUAUAUAUAUAACCACAGGCUAGAUAACUUCCUUGCAAAUAAUAAACACAGCACUCUGUUUGUAAGAAAAUGAAAAUGAAAUUCUUCUUCCCUUCCAUCACUUUAUUCUUGUUUCUUUCGGUUACUAACACCAUCAAUGCAAGAAAAGAUGUGGGAGAGUACUGGCCUAGAGGUUUAAUGAAGGACCAGUCAUUGCCAGAAGCUACUGCAAGCUCAAAAACCAAUUGUCACACGACUAACAAUUCUGAGCUAAAGAAAGUGAAGAGUUUUGUUAAAGAUUUUAAGCAACCUGACAUAUCGAUUUAUCAUAAUGAUGCUAUCCUCGAAGAAAAAAAAUUGAAGAGUUUUGUUAAAGAUUUUAAGGAACCUGACGUAUCGAUUUAUCAUAAUGAUGUUAUCCUCGAAGAAAAAAAAUUAAAGAGUUUCGUUAAAGAUUUUAAGGAACCUGAUAUAUCGAUUUAUCAUAAUGAUGCUAUUCUCGAAGAAAAAAAAUCUUUCCUUAAGGACUUCGAACCGAGGCCUAAUAUUUCAGUUUAUGAUGAUGAUGUUAGUCUCAAAGAAAAGAAACCAUUUGCUGAUGAUUUCGAACCAAGACCAAAUGUUUCGGUUUAUAAUAUUUCAAGCAAUGCUAAUGGGAGAGAACUUAGAGGUGAACAUUGGAGUGGAGUCAUGAAAGAUGAGCCCAUGCCAUUGCCAGAAGCCAUGCAAGGACUUACUCGAGCUGCUCCAGCCUUAUCUACCUCCAACCAGAAAUUAAUCGAUUGUGAUGCACCUAAGAAAUCUGAGCAAAUGCCUCAUGUUGACUUCAAACAGGAGAAGCUAUUGGAUAAGAAAUCCUCUUCUACGGAUUUCAAGCCAACGCCAGACGUUACAAUUUAUCACAAUGAUGCUACUCUCGGAACAAAGAAGUUUUCGUCUUCAAAGUCGUUUUUAAAGGAUUCUGAUGCGACAAUUUACCACAAUGAUGUUGGUUUCAAAAUAGAGAAUCCAUUAUCUAUGGAGUUUGAGCCGAUACCGGAUGUUACAAUUGUUCAUAAUGAUGUUGGCCUCAAAGCAAACAAUCCAUUGGAUGUCAGACCCUUCACUAAGGAGUUUGAGCCUAUACCGGAUGUUACAAUUGUUCAUAAUGAUGUCGGCCUCAAAGCAAGCAAUUCACUGGAUGUACGACCCUUCAUUAAGGAGUUUGAACCGAUACCGGAUGCAACAAUUAUUCAUAACGAUAUUGGACUCAAAGCAGACAAUCCAUCAAACAUCAGACCCUUUAUUAAAGAGUUUGAACCGAUACCGGAUGCAACAAUUUUUGAUAAUGAUGUUGGCCUCAAACCAAACUAUCCAUUGAAUGUGAGACCUUUUACUAAAGAGUCUGAGCCAAUACCAGAUGCAACAAUUAUUCAUAACGAUGUUGGCCUUAAAGCCUACGAACGAGAAAAGAUGUGGGAGAGUACUGGCCCUAGAGAUGUAAUGAAAGAUCAGCCAUUGCCGGAAACCACUGCAUGCUCAAGAACCAAUUGUCACCCGACUGAAGAUUUUGAGUUAAAGAAUUCUGUUAAGUAUUUUAAAAAAACUGAUGGACGGAUUUAUCAUGACAAUAUAAAAUCAGGUAAAAAUAAAUUAUUCUUUGAAGAUUUUGAGCCAAAACCUAAUAUAUCAGUUUACGAUAAUAAUACCACUCUUAAAGAAGAAAAAACUUUCACGAAGGAUUAUGAACCGAGACCUCAUAUCUCAGUUUAUGAUAACGAUGUUGGUCUUAAAGAAGAGAAACCAUUCGCUGAUGAUUUUGAACCAAGACCAGAUAUUUUAAUUUAUAGCGAUUAAAAGAAGCAUAUUUUUUUAAUUCAUGCAAAUUGUUGGAUGACUGUCUAAUUGUAUUUUAUAUUUUAUGAAUGAAGCGUGAGAAUAAAGUUUUAUUUUGAAAACCAUUAGUAUGAUAAAUAGAUGACAACUAGUUUUAUAUAGAUGUAGUGUAUCUUCUUGAUAAGAUAAGCUCUAUUACUAAUAAGCAAAUAUAUGUUUACAACAACCUCAUUAUUUAGAUAAUGUUUAUCAUCUCUGCAAGUUGUACUGGUCUAGCAAGAACAUACAACUUGCUUUCAGAUUCAAAAAAGAUGUUUUGGACA